AGCAGGCGGCUCCGGAGCGGGAGCGGGAUCGGGAGCGGGCUGUGGAACGGGAGAGCCGCCGGAGCAAGAGCAGGAGCAGGAGCGGGACGGGCAGCGGCGCAGAGAGGUUAUCAGGAGCGUUUAACCAGGCUCACCUCCCAACUUGCCGUUUGCACUGGAGAGGCGUGUUGACAUGAAAAGUAAGGAAUUGUAUUAGCAAACACUGCUCGGCGCUGGGGCAGGCAGGCGUUGCACAAGUACAGGCAUCUGCUGGGAUUGUGGCAUGUUAUUUGGAGCUUUCAGCAAGACACUUGCGCUGCCGUGAGGCUGGGAAGGCUGUCACUACUGCAGGAGGUAAAAUAAGAACAUGGCAUGAUGUCCUUUGGAAAAGGAGCGAUGGCAGCCAUCAGGAAGAAGCUGGUGAUUGUGGGAGAUGGUGCCUGUGGAAAGACGUGUCUGCUGAUCGUGUUCAGCAAAGACCAGUUCCCCGAGGUCUACGUGCCCACCGUGUUCGAGAACUACAUUGCUGACAUAGAGGUGGAUGGGAAGCAGGUGGAGCUGGCGCUGUGGGACACAGCAGGACAGGAGGACUACGACAGGCUGCGGCCGCUCUCGUACCCGGACACAGACGUGAUCCUCAUGUGCUUUUCCAUCGACAGCCCGGACAGCCUCGAGAACAUCCCUGAGAAGUGGACACCGGAGGUGAAGCACUUCUGCCCCAGUGUGCCCAUCAUCCUGGUGGGGAACAAGAAGGACCUGCGGAACGACGAGCACACGCGGCGGGAGCUGGCCAAGAUGAAGCAGGAGCCGGUGAAGCCAGAGGAGGGAAGGGACAUGGCCAACAGGAUCAAUGCCUUUGGGUACCUCGAGUGCUCGGCCAAGACGAAGGAGGGGGUGCGGGAGGUGUUCGAGAUGGCCACGCGCGCCGGCCUGCAGGUGCGCAAGAGCAAGAGGCGCAGAGGCUGCCCGCUGCUGUGAGCGGCCCCGGCGCCGUGCCCUGCCGGGGAGGGAGCGCUGACAGCCCGGCCAGCACCUCCUGGUGCCGCUACCUGCCCCGAGCCCUUUGCACCAGAGCUGCCACCCACGCCCGCGGGGUGUCCCUGUGCCGUGAGGGGCCAGUGCCUUCAGAACCUGCUGCUCUCCGUGGGCCGGCUGCUCCUGUUGCUCUCCGUGCCCCCUGGUUUGUACUGAGCUCCCUGGUUUGCCUUUCCCGUGGGCAUUGCUGGGGUGUUUGCUCUCCUCGCCCAGCUCUGGGCAGGUGCCACAGAGGCAGGAGGUGCCGGUCACAGCUCACGUGCGGGCUCUGCCAGGCCCUUGGUGUGCUUUGCCCGCUCUCCUUGCCCGUGCAGGCAGCACACAGCAGCCUCACAGACUCGCCCAGGCAGCCUUAGCCCUGUCUGUGAGCAGAGCUGGGCUCAGCUGCUGCCAGGAGCUCUCCUCCGGGACGUGUGCCCAGCUCUGCCGGUGCCGCCGCCUCCGAGUCUGCCUCGGUCACGGACUUGGCAGCACUAAACCCAACUGCAUAAUUGGGAGAAUAAAUGCAAACUGGUAUUUUAGUAAUUGUAA
Molecule: messenger RNA, 1545 nt
Organism: Catharus ustulatus (Swainson's thrush)
Lineage: Eukaryota; Metazoa; Chordata; Aves; Passeriformes; Turdidae
Gene: RHOC
Product: ras homolog family member C
Exons: 6
Coding region: 352-957 (201 amino acids)
Biological process (GO): small GTPase-mediated signal transduction
Cellular component (GO): neuron projection
Molecular function (GO): GTP binding; GTPase activity
Source: RefSeq, a predicted model, not a curated record